UAACUUGUUUAACAUUAAUUACUAUAAUAAAAUUAAGUUUUUUAAAAAAAUUUUAUCUUUAACUUUUAACUUUUUAACUUAUCUUUAUCUAUCCCAGACAUAACAUAGACGUUAUAUAAUAAUUAAGUAUGUAUAUAUAUUUAUUUGAAAUCCAUUUUAAGAUGUGAUCGCUCGAGUUAAUUGGUUUUCAUCUAGUUUUCUCAACAGAAAUGGGAUUACAAGAGUCCUGCUGAUGCCUGAUACACGGUUACCAUCAGUUACCAUAACCUCUCAGUACUGGACAGUGCAACUAGUGCAAGUCAAAAGUGGCCUAUACGUUUCGCGCGUGUACACACAUUGUGCAUGCAACACUUAUAAAGUACAGAACGUUGAACGCAGCUUGAAGGCUUGAAUUCGGCGUCAGUCAUGUCACGGCACACGAAUUUGUGUAAAGAUUGAUGCUUCAACAAGCGCUACUGAACAUCGCCGAUAAAUCUCUCAUACUUUCUCGGAGGAUAGAAUGUCAGAGCCAGAGAUAACGAUAGAGGAGGAACUUUCUGCGGAUCUGUUCUCUUCGGAUAUAGAACUCUCGCAGAACACGAGCAAUGCCGUCAAUUCCGACUCGAGCUCCAUGUCUGUUGGUGUUAAUGAGCCCGAACCCGAUGACAACGACGUACCCACGUGGAAGGGCAUGAGCAUGGACGAGAUACGCAGGGGUCUUGGCGUUUACGAAUGCCAAGAGCAUCCACCAAUCAUUGUCUCACCUUGUCACACAGUAUUGUUCAUGUUACCAUUACGUAUGCAAAAUGGACCUCCAAAGCCAUAUCCAACACAUCAAGUAGACAAAUGGAGCCAGGGUUACGUACGAAUGCCACAUUCUACACACAGCUUGUACCCAAUAGAGCAGAGAAGUGGAAGUCGCUCUUGUCGAAAUAGAUGGGAAAUGAUUCAGGAAGCCUUACUAAGAAAUAUCCUUUCCAGCCAACAAUUGGAAGAGGCUAUACUUUCGUACAAUCAAAUAUAUGCGCAGCGCUGGAAUUUUGCAGGGCUCCAUCACUUCUUCUCAGAGAUUUUGGACUCGGAGGAGACAACCAUGUUCUUUGAAACAUUAAUGCCAAAAAUAGUUCAAUUGGCCCUACAACUUCCUGUGCUAUUAACUGGCGCAAUACCUCUGUUGAAACGACACACCAAUGCCUCCAUUAGUUUAAGUCAAUUACAAGUAGCUUCGCUACUGGCAAAUGCAUUUUUUUGCACAUUUCCUAGACGCAAUUCUAGUAAUCCGCAGUCAGAAUAUGCGACAUAUCCAUAUAUUAAUUUUAAUAAAUUGUUCGGUGCCUAUAAUGAAAAACAUAGCCAGUCUGAGUCAUUGAUGGAAAAAAUUAAAUGUCUUUUUCAUUACUUCAGGAGAGUAACAACUAAGGCACCUGAAGGUAUAAUAACAAUCGAACGACGUUACAUUCCAUUGGAAAACUGUCCAAGGUGGAAUUUGCAAGAUCAGAAAUUGUCACCAUUACACAUAACGAGUAAAGGGACCAUUGAAAGCGAAGGAGCUGGACUACUCCAAGUGGACUUUGCCAAUAAAUAUGUGGGCGGAGGCGUGCUAGGCUUAGGCUGUGUGCAGGAAGAAAUACGGUUUGUUAUAUGUCCAGAGCUCAUGGUCACUAUGUUGGUUACGGAAGAACUGGACGAUACGGAGGCGCUUAUUGUCAGCGGUAUUGAACGAUACAGUAAAUACGAAGGGUACAGCAAUACCUUCAAAUGGAAAGGAGAUUUUGUUGAUGAAACACCAAGGGAUAAUAGUGGUAGACGCAUGACGUCAAUCGUCGCUAUCGAUGCCCUUUACUUUAGACAGUCCUCGCUACAGUUCAAUGUAGACAAUAUAAAUCGUGAGCUUAACAAGGCAUACGUUGGAUUCGUCGGAUCUGACGUCUACAAGAACAAUCUGCCCGCCAUCGCGACGGGAAAUUGGGGAUGCGGCGCUUUCCGCGGAAAUCCGAAACUGAAAGUCUUAAUACAGUUAAUGGCUGCUGCGGUUGCAGGUCGAUCAAUGGUCUAUUUUACUUUCGGAGACACAAAGUUGCGAGACGACGUGGCGGCGAUGUAUGCACAUUUGGUUCAUCACGAUAUUGAUAUAGCACGACUUUACUCAAUGCUGUCGGAGUAUCGUCAAGAGUCCGCGUCGAAGGCUCAUUCGGAUUUUUAUUGUUUCUUGUACAAUAGAAGUAGGAUAAAACCAUUGAGCAAAUAUUUCUCGAUGAAGACCGAGUGCAUCUCGACGAAUAUUUCGGUUGAGUGUCUGAAGGAGAUUACUUCAUUCAAGAAAAAUCAAACCGCGAGCUUAUCAAAUAAAGACGUUGAUAACAAACGAUAUCUUUACUCGGCGGCCAAGGAGAAGGAAAUGGCAGAGGAGGAAAAGAUAAUGAAUUGGCUGACAAGUUGCGAGGACGAUAGCAACGACAACGCUAAACUCGAUACCCAGGAUACGUGCGAGAAAACCAAAAGCGAUCCAAAAGAAACGGAUAAUCAUAAAAACGAUGGUUUGGAGGACAAUCAUUCUAUAAAUAACACUGUCGACGGAAAGAACAUACGAAUGGAAGAUCAAAUGUCAAAUAAAUUUGAAGCUGUAAAGUCCUCGAAUUCGAAAGAGUCGAUUGCUCCAUGUCUUGUCGACAAUCAAGACACAUCGAAAAAGAUAAAAACCGAGUUAUCGUCGAAAUCUGCUGAACUGAAUGACAGCGAGUCUGUCAAAGUCUCGAAAGACUGCACUCCAGAAUCAUGUAAGCAAAAAUCGCUCCCGAAAAAGAGUGGCCAGAAGAAGAUCUCUGACUUCUUCCAGCGGAUAUCGUGAAUACUGAACCAGGCCGUCAAACCAAUGCCAAUUAGCUUCUGCGCAUUCUCUUGCUCAUUUCUCUUUGUAAUUAUAAAAUAUUCUGUAUAAUCUUGGACAUUACGAGUCUUGAAAGUUACAAUGUAAAUAAAAUUUUGCGUGGUUACUUGAAACACUUUAACAUUUUCUCAUUUUAUAUAUUCGUUUUUAACAUCUUAUACUUUGUUUUAAAAAAACAGGAAUGUGUAGUUGUAUGAAAUAUACAAGAAUGUAAAAGU
Molecule: messenger RNA, 3084 nt
Organism: Monomorium pharaonis (pharaoh ant)
Lineage: Eukaryota; Metazoa; Arthropoda; Insecta; Hymenoptera; Formicidae
Product: poly(ADP-ribose) glycohydrolase
Exons: 11
Coding region: 500-2827 (775 amino acids)
Biological process (GO): nucleotide-sugar metabolic process; ATP generation from poly-ADP-D-ribose; carbohydrate metabolic process
Cellular component (GO): nucleus; cytoplasm
Molecular function (GO): poly(ADP-ribose) glycohydrolase activity
Source: RefSeq, a predicted model, not a curated record